UCCAAUGACGAUUUAAGUGAUUAUUAUAAAAGGAUUGACCAUCCAAGACCGCGCCAGCCAAAGCUCUGAAAAUGUUGUUUCAAAAUCAUCAAUUGAUUGAAAAGUGCGCACAAUUUCAGAUGGAAAUGAACAUGGAAAGAAAAAAGUCAAAAUUGCAACAAACUACUAAAUCAGCACACUAUCUUUAAGUCAGUAAACAAGCGUCAUGAACAUGAGGAAGUAUUACAUAAAAGUAAAUCAGUUCAAUGUAAUGUUCAAUCAGUAUGUAAGUUAGCGAACCAUUUAUCUUAUUAUUCUUUUGUUUUUCUUAUCUCAAGGACGAUGAUUAAAUUACGCAAAGUAAUUUUUUAACAAUUUAUGUAAGUGUCUAGAAGCAUUAUCAGUCAGAUAUUUCAAUAGAAAUUGUGCGCUGUCUGUGUGUGAUAACUUCAAGCAAUAUAUCAUUGAUCUCUGGAUCAGCUGUCUCAGAAAGGGUGAAUUUACAGAAAAACAAAAUGGGCUUCAAAAAAGUUACCCACGUGAUAUUUGAUUUAGAUGGACUUGUUUUAGAUUCCGAAUCUGGAUAUGAAAAAAUAAUGCAAGCAAUGGCAGAAGGAUAUGGAAAAAAGUACACUCCAGAUGUGAAGUUUAAGCUUCUAGGAACGACUGAAACAGAUUCGGCUAAAAUUUUCAUCAGAGAACUCGACUUACCCGUAAGCCUCGAAGAUUGCCUGGAAGAUUAUUACAGAAGAAUCGCUGCAGAAUUGUCUAAUCCACCAUUUAUGCCUGGAGCCAAAAGACUUAUCCAGCACUUAGCAGCAAAUAACGUUCCAAUAGCAAUAGCAACCUCAUCGGGAGAAAAAACGUUCAAAAUCAAAACGCAAAACCAUCAAGACAUCAUCAAGUUGUUCCAUCAUAUUGUGUGUGGCUCGAAUAAUCCAGAAGUAAAAAAUGGAAAACCUGCUCCUGAUAUUUUUUUGAUUUGUGCAUCUAAGUUUCCAGAUAAACCAGAUCCUGAACAAAUUUUGGUAUUUGAAGACUCACCAAACGGAAUGCGAGCUGGAGUUGCAGCUGGAAUGCAAACGGUUCUGGUACCCGAUAAAGGUGUUGGUGAAGAACUAAGAAAACCAGCCACUUUAGUUCUAGAUUCAUUGGAGCUGUUUCAACCCGAGUUAUUUGGAUUGCCAGCAUUUUAAAAUAGAGCGCACGUUGCAACCAAAAUGUGAUACUUUAUAAUUCUGUUAUUGUUAGAGAAAUAAAUUCACAAUAUAAUUAUUAAAAGUAAA
Molecule: messenger RNA, 1265 nt
Organism: Dendroctonus ponderosae (mountain pine beetle)
Lineage: Eukaryota; Metazoa; Arthropoda; Insecta; Coleoptera; Curculionidae
Product: pseudouridine-5'-phosphatase
Exons: 4
Coding region: 495-1175 (226 amino acids)
Molecular function (GO): phosphatase activity
Source: RefSeq, a predicted model, not a curated record